AUGAAAAGUAAAGAGAGAUAAUUAUUCAAGUAAUACAAAAAUUCAGGAGUGGAUAACAUAAUUGGAGAUAAAGUUGAAAUAUCUGAGAUAUAAUGCCAUUUAAUACAGACUUAAACUGAUGAGACAAGCAUAAAAUUGGAAACAUAAUAUUCCCUCCAUCCAUUGAGAUGGUGGCUCCAAAUAUUUUAUGCAAUGGGACUCCUUUCUGAUUUAUUUUUAAUGAUGGGAUUCAGUCCAGUUGCCUCAGUUAUUGCAGAUACAUUUAAUUGUAAUAAGGUUAUCAUUGAUGCCCAACCAUUCGUAUACCUUAUAAUGUUUGCACCUUGCAAUUUUUUGUUAUUAAUUGGAGCUGUAUUUACUAUUAUUGGUUGUUGGCUAAGAAUGCUUGUACUAAUUUCUGGGAAUUUCUACCUUAUGUUUCCUGGAAAUAUUCAUUGUGGAAUCGCUCAAGUGUUCUUUCAAAAUACUGGAGGCAGACUUGCUACAAGGGCAUUAGCAACUGCAGUUGGAGGAUUAUCAUUGCCUAUAGGAUGCUUAAUGGGAUUUAUUGUUCCAGUACUAUUUUUUGGAGGAAAUGGGAACAAAUAAGAAGCUUUUAAGAAAUACAUUUUGGCUCAGAAUAUAAUAGUAACUGCUCUAUCUGUGCCAAUUUUAAUAGCAGCAAGAGAGAAACCCCCUCAUCCGCCAUCUUUAUCAGCAACUAGAAAAGAACCGAAAAUCAAUUUAUGGAAAGAGUUAAGAAUAUUGUUAAACAAUAAGAGCUAUUUGCUUCUUUGUUGUUCAUUAGUUCUAACGCAUUCAUUAUUCACUACUUUAGGAGCAGUAAUCAGUACCAUUACUAAACCAUUUGGAUACAAGCCUAUUGAUAAUAGCAUAUUUGGUGGGGUUUUCAUUUUCUUCGGAUUGAUUGGAUCUGUUGUUUUUGGAAUAUUACUUGAUAAGUAUGGCAAGUAUAAACUUACUACAAACAUUAUUUCCCUAGUAGUUAGUGUAGCUGUAGCACUCGCAUUUUGGACUCUACCAUCUUAAAACAUUCCUCUCUUAACUGCUAAUAUUGCUGUGAUUGGAUUCUUUUUAACUCCAAUGCUCUCAAUCAGUUAUACAUUUGCUGUAGAGCUAACUUUUCCUGUGCCGGAAUCCAUCUCUACUGGAAUGAUGGUAAUGGUUGCAGAAACCUACGGAUCAGCAUUGGUAAGUAAUUAUUUAGACUUAAUGAAUAAUUUAGGGCAUUUUGACAUCUUUCAUAAUCUCUAAAUAUGA
Molecule: messenger RNA, 1260 nt
Organism: Stylonychia lemnae
Lineage: Eukaryota; Ciliophora; Spirotrichea; Sporadotrichida; Oxytrichidae
Source: the annotation of a GenBank genome assembly